AUGAAAGUCGAAUUUAUUGCACUCUUUCUCUCUCUCUCUCUCUUCCGCUGUCUGUCCCGCUCUCUCUUUCUGUCUUUCUCUCUGUGUCUUCGUCUCUCUCUUUCUGUCUCUCUCUCUGUGUCUCCGUCUAUCUCUUUCUGUCUCUCUCUGUCGCCGUCUCUCUCUUUCUGUCUUUCUCUCUGUCGCCGUCUAUCUCUUUCUGUCUUUCUCUCUGUGUCUCCGUCUCUGUAUUUCUGUCUCUCUCUGUGUCUCCGUCUCUGUAUUUCUGUCUUUCUCUAUGUCUCCGUCUCUCUCUUUCUUUCUCUCUCUGUGUCUCCGUCUCCCUCUCCCUCUUUCUGUCUUUCUCUGUGUCUCCGUCUCUCUCUUUGUCUUUCUCUGUGUGUCUUCGUCUCUCUAUUUCUGUCUCUCUCUCUGUGUCUCCGUCUCUCUCUUUCUGUCUCUCUCUGUGUCUCCGUCUCUCUCUUUCUGUCUCUCUCUGUGUCUCCGUCUCUCUCUUUCUGUCUGUCUCUCUGUGUCUCCGUCUCUCUCUCUCUGUCUCUCUCUGUGUCUCCGUCUCUCUCUUUCUGUUCUCUCUGUGUCUCCUCUCUCUCUCUUUCUGUGUCUCUGUCUUUCUCUCUGUGUCUUCAGCUCUCUCUUUCUCUCUCUUUCUGUCUGUCUCUGUCUUCGUCUCUCUCUUUCUGUCUCUCUCUGUGUCCCUCUCUCUCUUUCUGUCUCUCUCCAUGUCUUCGUCUCUCUCUUUCUGUCUCUCUCUGUGUCUCCGUCUCUCUCUUUCUGUCUCUCUCUGUGUCUCCGUCUCUCUCUUUCUGUCUCUCUGUGUCUCCGUCUCUCUCUUUCUGUCUCUCUCUGUGUCUCCGUCUAUCUCUUUCUGUCUUUCUCUGUGUCUCCGUCUCUCUCUUUCUGUCUUUCUCCGUGUCUUCGUCUCUCUCUUUCUGUCUUUCUCUCUGUGUCUUCGUCUCUCUCUUUUCUGUCUCUCUCUCUCUCUGUGUCAAAUCUCUCUCUUUCUGUCUCUCUCUGUGUCUCCGUCUAUCUCUUUCUGUCUUUCUCUCUGUGUCUCCGUCUCUCUCUUUCUGUCUCUCUCUGUGUCUCCGUCUCUCUCUUUCUGUCUCUCUCUGUGUCUCCGUCUAUCUCUCUCUGUCUUUCUCUCCGUGUCUUCGUCUCUCUCUUUCUGUCUCUCUCUGUGUCUCCGUCUCUCUCUUUCUGUCUCUCUCUGUGUCUCCGUCUCUCUAUUUCUGUCUUUCUCUAUGUCUCCGUCUCCCUCUCCCUCUUUCUGUCUUUCUCUGUGUGUCUUCGUCUCUCUAUUUCUGUCUCUCUCUCUCUCUGUGUCUACGUCUCUCUCUUUCUGUCUUUCUCUGUGUCUCCGUCUCUCUCUUUCUGUCUCUCUCCUUGUCUCCGUCUCUCUCUUUCUGUCUUUCUCUCUGUGUCUCCGUCUCUCUCUUUCUGUCUUUCUCUCGUGUCUUCGUCUCUCUCUUUCUGUCUCUCUCUGUGUCUCCGUCUCUCUCUUUCUGUCUUCUCUCUCUGUGUCUCCGUCUCUCUCUUUCUGUCUUUCUCUGUGUCUCCGUCUCUCUCUUUCUGUCUUUCUCUCCUUUGUCUCUCCGUCUCUCUCUCUUUCUGUCUUUUCUCUCUGUCUCCGUCUAUCUCUCUCUGUCUUUCUCUCCGUGUCUUCGUCUCUCUCUUUCUGUCUCUCUCUAUGUCUCCGUCUAUCUCUUUCUGUCUUUCUCUGUGUCUUCGGCUCUCUCUUUCUGUCUCUCUCUCUCUGUGUCUCCGUCUCUCUCUUCUUUCUUUCUCUCUGUGUCUCAUCUUUCUUUGUUUCUGUCUCUCUCUCUGUCUUUGUCUCUCUUUCUUUGUCUCUCUCUCUUUCUUCUCUCUCUUUCUUUUUCUCUGUCUUGUCUCUCUUUCUUUUGUCUCUCUUUCUUUGUCUCUCUCUUUUCUCUCUUUCUGUCUUUCUCUCUUUGUCUUUCUUUGUCUCUUUUCUCUUUGUCUUUCUUUCUCUCUUUCUCUCUUUCUUUUCUUCUUUGUCUCCUUUUCUUUCUUUCUUUGUCUCUCUCUCUUUGUCUUUCUCUCUUUCUCUUUUUCUCUUUCUUUGUCUCUCUCUCUUUGUCUUUCUUUGUCUCUCUCUCUUUGUCUUUCUUUGUCUCUCUCUCUUUGUCUUUCUUUGUCUCUCUCUCUUUGUCUUUCUUUGUCUCUCUCUCUUUGUCUUUCUUUGUCUCUCUCUCUCUUUGUCUUUCUUUGUCUCUCUCUCUCUUUGUCUCUCUUUGUCUCUCUCUCUCUUUCUCUUUGUCUUUUCUCUCUCUUUGUCUUUCUUUGUCUCUCUCUUUGUUUGUCUCUCUCUCUUUCUUUGUCUUUCUUUUGUCUCUCUCUCUGUUGUCUUUCUUUGUCUCUCUCUCUUUGUCUUUCUUUGUCUCUCUCUCUUUGUCUGUCUUUGUCUUUCUUUGUCUUUCUUUGUCUUGUCUCUGUCUUUUUCUUUUGUGUCUCUCUCUUUGUCUGUCUUUUCUUUCUCUCUCUCUUUGUCUUUCUUUUUCUCUUUCUCUCUUUGUCUUUUCUUUCUCUCUGUUCUCUUUGUCUGUCUCUCUUUCUCUCUGUCUUCUCUCUUUCUCUGUCUCUCUCUCUUUGUCUUUCUCUCUUUGUCUCUCUCUUUCUCUCUGUCUCUCUUGUCUCUCUCUCUUUGUCUCUCUCUCUUUGUCUCUCUCUCUUUGUCUCUCUCUCUUUGUCUCUCUCUCUUUGUCUGUCUCUCUUUGUCUCUCUCUCUCUUUGUCUCUCUCUCUUUGUCUCUCUCUCUCUUUGUCUCUCUUUCUUUGUCUGUCUUUCUUUGUCUCUCUCUCUUUGUCUGUCUUUCUUUGUCUCUCUCUCUUUGUCUGUCUUUCUUUGUCUCUCUCUCUUUGUCUGUCUUUCUUUGUCUCUUUGUCUGUCUUUCUUUGUCUCUUUGUCUGUCUUUCUUUGUCUCUUUGUCUGUCUUUCUUUGUCUCUUUCUCUGUCUUUCUUUGUCUCUUUCUCUGUCUUUCUUUGUCUCUCUUUGUCUCUCUUUCUUUCUGUCUCUCUUUGUCUGUCUCUCUCUUUUCUCUCCGUUUCUCUCUCUUUCUUUUCUUUCUUGUCUGUGUCUCUCUGUCUUUUGUCUGUCUCUUUCUCUGUCUUUCUCUCUCUCUUUCUUUGUCUCUUUCUGUCUUUCUCUUUCUCUCUUUCUCUCUCUUUCUGUCUUUCUCUGUUCUCUUUCUCUCUUUCUGUCUUUCUCUGUCUUUCUCUCUCUUUCUCUCUUUCUCUCUCUGUCUUCUCUCUCUCUCUUUCUCUCUCUCUCUCUUCUCUCUGUCUCUCUCUCUCUCUCUUUCUCUCUCUCUCUUCUCUCUCUCUUUCUGUCUUUCUUUGUCUCUCUCUCUCUCUCUUUGUCUGUCUCUCUUUGUCUCUUUGUCUCUCUCUCUUGUCUCUCUUGUGUCUCUCUCUCUCUCUCUGUCUCUCUCUCUCUUUCUCUCUCUUUUCUCUCUUUCUCUCUGUCUUUCUCUUUCUUUCUCUUCUCGUCUUUCUCUCUCUCUCUGUCUCUUCUCUUUGUCUCUCUCUCUUUGUCUCUUCUCUAUUUCUCUCUCUCUGUCUCUCUCUCUCUGUCUCUCUCUCUGUCUGUCUCUUUCUCUCUCUCUUCUCUUUUUCUCUCUCUCUUUAAAAAAAAAAUGUAAUCUCUCUCUCAAAUAUCUUUACCAUAAAUCACUAGUGCCCAAACUAUUUUUCUUUGGGUCGCACUCGUCAUUUACAAAAUUUACCAGAUGCUAA
Molecule: messenger RNA, 3753 nt
Organism: Acanthosepion pharaonis
Lineage: Eukaryota; Metazoa; Mollusca; Cephalopoda; Sepiida; Sepiidae
Source: the annotation of a GenBank genome assembly